This is a messenger RNA of Exaiptasia diaphana, 2283 nucleotides long. RefSeq lists its product as uncharacterized. The transcript has 8 exons. The record is from RefSeq and is a predicted model, not a curated record. Lineage: Eukaryota; Metazoa; Cnidaria; Anthozoa; Actiniaria; Aiptasiidae. Bases 100 to 1323 code for a protein of 407 amino acids.
UAUCGCAACCCAGGAAAUUGUUCGUGAAAUAUAGAGAGAAAAUCAAGAAUUCUGACYUCGUAUUGAAUUCCAGAAGUUCUUCCUAGGACACAUGACCAUAUGAAUGUCAUGAAGUCAGCUUUGGUGUCAGCGGUACUGCUGUGCGCAUGCCUACUAAUAAACACAUCAGCAACAAAACACUAUAAAAAGCAUCGCAAACUUCGUCAUAAAAUCGACCAUCAUGCAUUUCACCAUCAUCAGACGCAAUCUAAAAAUAUAGAGCAUCAUGRGAAUGUGCAUGCAUCGCAGAGUAAGCUGAAGAAAAAUAUCAUCCCAAACCUUAACCAUCACUAUAAAAAGAGCACUAUAUUGGAUCAUAAUCUGGCCAAGAAAUUUGACAUUAGUGCUCAUCCACAGAUGCGUCCGGACAUGAUGACUGUGGUGAUGAAGGGCCUUGAUGGAAAAGCGGGCAUUCCUGGACCACAGGGAGAUGUUGGCCUCCAAGGACCACCAGGACCUCCAGGAGAAGUGGGUAACAAGGGGCCACCAGGAGUUUGUCGUCGAACAGAGUGUGAAAAUGAACAACUAAAAUCGUUAAUACAAAGGCUUCUGGCGCUGGAGAAAUUUGUCAAUAGUCACAAGAAAAACACAACAAAGAAUGCUAACAAGACAUGUACAAAUAUGACAGCUAUCAGAGUCCCAUUCACGCCAUGCGCACCCAAACUGUUUGCAAUCGUUCCGUUACUUCAACUUACUAAACCCAAACCUGCCCAGAAUGCCGCAGAAAAUAAUAAGCCAAAACCAGCCGAGACUUCUUCCCAGGGUGUGAUCAACCUCACGGGGGCACGUGGAGUACCCAAGCCUCCUCCCAUGGCUCCUGCAAAUAAUGUUGUAAACAAACCAACCGGCACAGCUCCUCCACCAGCUCCAUCAGUGCUGCAAGGUCCGGCACCAACACAACCUCCGCCUCCAUUUUACAUUACAUUGCAGGGUGCUACAACUUAUGAUAACCCUGUGUCAGUUAUACCGCAGCAACAUGGUGUACCGUACCUUAGAACUCCAUAUAAAACCUUACCUCCGAACUGGGUGACGUCAGGGGCAGGACCCAUUGACUUGAAGCCAUCUUUGUAUCGCCGAACAUACUCUCGAACAUCUUCUCGACAGACAUUCUAUUCACCAAGCUGGAACGCUUAUAGAAGAAACAAUAUUCCUCAACAUGGCUUAUUAACGCACAAACUGGCUAGUAAGAUGCUCCACAAGAAAACUACGAAACCAAGUACUCAGGAAGCUCAUAAAACAAUUCAUAAAAAUUCAAAUGAGAAACUUCACCCAAAGAAAUCUUGAAAUGAUUUGAUGCAAUUAAUAUUCAUUGUUACGAUGACAAACAUUUCUAUUAUCAGUAGAGUUGUUGCUAUGUAUUUUUUAACAAUAUAAAUGAAUAUAUUUAACAAUAAGACCACGAGAUCGAGUGGACUACAAGUUGAUAGUCCAUAAAUGCCGUACUCAGAACUCGUAGUUCACGGGACAAAGUGCAUGGUCUAAUUGUUUUAGUAUCAGCCAAACUAUAGGGCAAAUAAAAAGAAAAAUGUUUCUCGAUGCGACCAUGAAUGGUGUACGAUUCAAUAGCUAAUCAGAAUGCUGAUAGCCCAUAGUUUGGUGGAUACCAAAAGAGGAUAUGACCCAAGUUCUAAGCCACGAUGUUCUUGUGGUUAUUUUGCCUCAGUGUAUAUAAAAAGAUCGACGUUUUGGGCUCAAAAAAAUGUCUUUAAUAUAUACAUAAUAGCUAAUUUAAACGAUGACACAAACUCGCACUUAAGCCUGGUUCUCACUUAGCUAUGAGCAAGCAUAACUAGGACUUCCUUAUAUGGAGCUGCUUUCUAUUGUUUUCGUUUCCCAAGGGCACACAAAACAAAAAGAAAUCAGCCCUGUUAAACGGGCUAGCCCAUUUUAAAUAAUCAGGCCCUCAGUGGAGGGGGUGACAAUUAAAAGCAAGUUUCUUUUAUUUGCGUGUUCUCACUUUUGUCUUUCAUUACUGAGCUUAUGUAUGUUCUUAUGCUCAUUAUUGCUGUGCUUGUGUUUAUGCCCAAUAUUCAGCAUACUUGACUUCAUUCCUUUGUCUCUUCUUUUUUAAUCAACUUAUCACUAUGAUUGCUUAUUAAAAUAGUAAAAACAAGGGUUUAAAAAACAUUCGGAGAUGAUAAAUGUGGUCACUCUUUACCGCGUCAAUUCCAUAUACUAUUAUAAUGUAAUUAACGUUUGUAAAAUAUUACAAAAUAAAAAAAAGCAGUUAUUUCCCCUCGUUAC